AAAGAGAAGAAGUUAGGGUUUUGGGAGAGAGGAAGAGCAGAGAUGACAAAUUGCAGUUUGAGAUCGAAUCCAAGGCAAGAAACUUCGAAGCAAUACUUCUCUCGGUGCUGGGAAAGGAGUUUGGGUGGUGGAUUCACUCAUUUCGGCAAGAAAAUUCGAGAACGGACAAAGUUUCUUGAAGUUCCUGGACGAGAAUCAGAGUUUAGUCGGACUUCAGGAGAGAGAAAACGUCGGCCGGCGUAUGGAGGAGAGAGGUGGAACUAUGAUCGACACAUGGCGAACUGCGGCUGGAGAGGCGUGCCCCAUAGGCUAGGCGACACGCAUCAGGGCACGGAUUCAGGUCAACCCGAGUCCGAUCUGGCGCUCCGCAUGCGAACAGAACCGCAGCAGACCGCUCCGCUCCGACUCGUCCGAACCGACCCAUCUCGAACCGUGACUAUACAGAAUGGAGCACGUGGGUACGUGCGCGUAGUACACCCCCUAGAGUGCGUCAGUCACGCGAUCUAUCAAGGAAAUUCCAUAAUUUUUGGAUCCUUUUCCAGCAAAUAA
Messenger RNA from Cucurbita moschata (crookneck pumpkin), 549 nucleotides. RefSeq lists its product as uncharacterized. The record is from RefSeq and is a predicted model, not a curated record. The transcript has 4 exons. The coding region runs from base 43 to 549 and encodes 168 amino acids. NCBI's taxonomy places the organism in Eukaryota, Viridiplantae, Streptophyta, Magnoliopsida, Cucurbitales, Cucurbitaceae.